Molecule: messenger RNA, 3069 nt
Organism: Aplosporella prunicola CBS 121167
Lineage: Eukaryota; Fungi; Ascomycota; Dothideomycetes; Botryosphaeriales; Aplosporellaceae
Exons: 5
Coding region: 1-3069 (1022 amino acids)
Biological process (GO): positive regulation of transcription elongation by RNA polymerase II; transcription elongation by RNA polymerase II
Cellular component (GO): FACT complex
Molecular function (GO): nucleosome binding
Source: RefSeq, a predicted model, not a curated record
AUGGCCGAGGAAAUUUCCAUUAGCAAGGAAGUCUUCCACGACCGCCUGUCGUCCUUCAUUUCUCAGUGGAAGGCCGACAAGCGUUCCGGCGAUGCUGUCUUUGGUGGCGCGAGCUCCAUCGUCGUCUUGGUCGGCAAGGCGAACGAGUCGAGCAUCUAUCCCAAGAACGUCGCGUUCCAGCUCUGGUUGCUAGGCUACGAGUUCCCCACGACCCUCUUCGUCAUCACCCAGGACGGGAUUCAGAUCAUCACCACCAAGAAAAAGGCUACAUAUCUCGAGCAUCUUAAGGGUGGCAAGGUCCCGGUCGACGUGCACAUUCGCGGCAAGGAUGCUGAGGCAAACGCGAAGCAGUUCACGCAGUGCCUGGACGUGAUCAAGAAUGCGGGAAAGAAGGUCGGCAUUCUCACCAAGGACGCCUCAAAUGGCCCCUUCGCCGAUGAAUGGAAAAAGGCAUAUGGCGAGAUUGCCAAGGACAUUGAGGAGACAGAUUGCUCGCUAGCGCUGUCCAGCGCGGCGCUGUCAAUCAAGGACGAGAGGGAGCUGCGCGCCAUCCGCGAUGCCUCCAAGGCCUCGAGCGGCAUCGCCAAUUACUUCGUCGACGAAAUGUCGGAAAUUCUGGACGCGGAGAAGCGGAUCACCCACCAGGCCCUGGCCGACAAGGUUGCAGCGAAACUGGACGACAACAAAUUUUUCCAGAAGCUCAAGGUCUCGAACAAUUUCGAUUUCAUGAACCUCGAUUGGAGCUUCGUCCCGAUAGUCCAGAGCGGUGGCCAGUACGACCUAAAGUUUCUCCAAGAGGCAGAUCAGAACAACCUACACGCAGGCGUCAUAGUCGCUGCUCUUGGUCUUCGCUACCAGAGCUAUUGCUCGAUGGUGGCGCGGACGUACAUGGUUGACCCGAACAAGUCGCAGGAGGCCAACUACAAGCUCCUUGGACAGCUUCACGAAACCGUCUUGAGAACAAUCAAGGAUGGUGUUGUGGUCAAGGACGUUUACAACAAGGCUCUCGGUCUGCUGAAGUCCAAGAAGCCUGAAUUGGAGAAGAACUUCCCGAAGAACGUUGGCUGUGGCAUCGGUAUCGAACUGAGGGACCCCACAAUGAUGAUCAACGCCAAGAACAACCGCACUUUGAAGGACGGCAUGACUCUUCAAAUCACCACAAGCCUCAGCGACAUCCAGAACCCGCAGCCCCAGGACAAGAAGAGCCAACGUUACUCCCUCAUCAUUACCGACACUGUCCGCGUGACGACUGCAGACACGGUCAUCUUCACCAAGGAGGCAGCCUCGGAUAUCGAGUCGUGCUCGUUCUUCUUCAAGGACGAGGAAGAGGAGAAGGAUACCAAGCCCAAGGCUAAGCGCGACUCGCGGGUUGGCGCCGUGGCCCAAUCCAACAUUACCAAGACUCGUCUGCGGCACGAGCGCCAGACCAACCAGGAUGCGGAGAAGGAGGCGGCAAGAAGUGCCCAUCAAAAGGAACUCCACGAGAGAAAGCGGCGCGAAGGUCUCGAGACCUACGGCGCUGGUACCGGCAACAUCAACGGUGUCGCUGAGAAGAAGUUCAAGCGCUUCGAGUCUUACAAGCGUGACAACCAGUUCCCGCCCAGAGUUAAGGACCUGAUCGUCUUCGUCGAUGAAAAGGCUCUGACCGUCAUCCUCCCCAUCAUGGGUCGUCCGGUGCCUUUCCACAUCAACACUAUCAAGAACGCCAGCAACAGCCCCGAAGGCGAUUACACCUCUCUGCGUAUUAACUUCCUUUCUCCGGGCCAGGGUGUUGGCAGGAAGGAUGACCAGCCUUUCGAGGACCCCACCGCUCAUUUCGUCAGGAGUUUGACUUUCCGCUCUCGCGAUGUGCAGCGUAUGGAGGAGAUUGCCAAGCAAAUCACCGAGCUGAAGAAAGAGUCUGUGCGCCGGGAGCAGGAGAAGAAACAGAUGGAGGAUGUCGUGGAGCAGGACAAGCUGGUCACUGUCAAGAACCGCAAGCCCGCCGUUCUCGAUAUGAUCUUUGUCCGUCCCGCCUUGGAUGGCAAGCGCGUUCCCGGAUCUGUCGAAAUCCACCAAAACGGUCUUCGUUACAACCACGGCAAUGGACAAGUUCUUGAUGUUCUGUUCAGCAACAUCAAGCAUCUGUUCUUCCAGCCCUGCCAGCACGAAUUGAUUGUCAUCAUCCACGUGCACCUGAGAAACCCGAUUAUGAUUGGCAAGAAGAAGGCCAAGGACGUGCAGUUCUACCGCGAAGCCACCGAGAUGCAGUUCGAUGAAACCGGAAACCGCAAGCGCAAGCACCGCUAUGGUGACGAGGAAGAGUUCGAGGCUGAACAGGAGGAGCGCAGGCGUCGUGCCGCCCUCGACAAAGAGUUCAAGAUGUUUGCUGACAAGAUUGCCGACGCCGGCCGCAACGAGAACGUCGCUGUCGACAUUCCUUUCCGCGACCUCGGCUUCAACGGUGUCCCGUCGCGCUCCAGCGUCUGGAUCCAGCCCACGACCGACUGCUUGAUCCAGCUCACCGAGCCGCCUUUCCUCGUCCUCACGCUGUCUGAGAUUGAGGUUGUCCAUCUGGAACGUGUUCAGUUCGGCCUCAAGAACUUCGAUAUGGUGCUUGUCUUCACGGACUUCACCAAGCCGCCCGCGCACAUCAACACCAUCCCCGUCCAGUCUCUCGACGCAGUCAAGGACUGGCUCGACUCGGUCGAAAUCCCCUUCUCGGAUGGUCCGGUCAACCUGAACUGGGCGACGAUCAUGAAGACAGUGCAGGCAGACCCGCACCAAUUCUUCAUGGACGGCGGAUGGAAGCUUAUUGCGGCGGAGUCAGACUCGGAGGACGGCGCCGGCAGCGAAGAAGUCGAGUCGAACUUCGAGAUGAGUGACAGCGAGCUCAACGAGAGCGAGUCGGAAUCGGAUGAGGAGAGCGACUUUGACGAAAACGCAUCGGACGAGGAGAGUGAUGCAGAUGUGACGGACGAGAGCGAAGGCGAGGACUGGGACGAGAUGGAGAAGAAGGCGAAGAACAAGGAUAGGGAUGCGGGAUCGAGCGACGAGGACGAUAGGGGCGGCAGGAAGAGGAAGAGGUAG